AUGGACCUGGUCAACCACACCAAUGUAAAGGAAUUUGUCUUUCUGGAACUUACUCGCUUCCAAGAGCUGGAGUUCUUCUUGUUUGUGAUCUUUCUUCUUGUGUACCUGACCACUGUGCUAGGAAAUGCCCUCAUCGUGAUCACCAUAACCUCAGAGGUACGACUGCACACUCCCAUGUACUUUCUCCUCAGGAACAAAUCAGUUCUGGACAUUAUUUUCUCAUCUAUCACAGUCCCCAAAUUCCUGGUGGGUCUUCUCUCAAAAAGGAAAACUAUCUCCUACAGUGGCUGUUUGACUCAGAUCUUUUUCUUUCACUUUGUUGGCGGGGCAGAUAUAUUUUUCCUCUCUGUGAUGGCCUAUGACAGAUACCUUGCAAUUGCCAAACCCUUGCACUAUGUGACCAUUAUGAGAAGAGAAGUGUGGGUGGCCUUGGUGGUGGCCUCCUGGGUAGGUGGUGGUUUGCAUUCAAUUGUCCAGAUAAUUCUAAUGCUUCCACUCCCCUUCUGUGGCCCCAACACUCUGGAUGCCUUUUACUGUGAUGUCCCACAGGUUGUCAAGCUGGCUUGCACUGACACUUUUGCUCUGGAGCUUCUCAUGAUCUCCAACAAUGGUCUGGUGACACUUCUGUGGUUCCUCCUGCUCCUGGGCUCCUACACCAUCAUUCUGCUGAUGCUAAGAUCCCAUUCUGGGGAGGGACGGAAUAAGGCCUUUUCCACUUGUACCUCUCACAUCCUCGUAGUGACUCUCCAUUUUGUGCCCUGUGUUUACAUCUACUGCCGGCCCUUCACUACUCUGCCCAUGGAUACGGCUGUGUCCAUCAAUAACACAGUCAUCACUCCCAUGUUGAACCCCAUGAUCUACACCCUGAGGAAUCAAGAGAUGAAGUCAGCCAUGAGAAGACUGCAGAAGAGACUGGGGCCUUCUGAGAUCAGAAAACUGGGGUGA
This is a messenger RNA of Jaculus jaculus (lesser Egyptian jerboa), 945 nucleotides long. RefSeq names its product olfactory receptor 4D6. Lineage: Eukaryota; Metazoa; Chordata; Mammalia; Rodentia; Dipodidae. The transcript has a single exon. Gene Ontology annotation, biological process: G protein-coupled receptor signaling pathway. Gene Ontology annotation, cellular component: membrane. Gene Ontology annotation, molecular function: G protein-coupled receptor activity; olfactory receptor activity. The coding region runs from base 1 to 945 and encodes 314 amino acids. The record is from RefSeq and is a predicted model, not a curated record.